CAUGGGAACGACUUCUCCUAGUUAAGGACUACAUUGAUAUGGUUUUAAUAAUGUUAAGCAAAGAUAAUUCGCCGGAUGCACGUCAGGACUAUAAUCGUCUUAAAAAAAUAAUGCUUACAGAGGAUGAUGGAAGUGAAUACGUUACGAUCAGUAUGAUGCAUCUAUUAAUUACAGCUCUUAUAGCCAAGCUACGUCCUGUUACUCAAGACCUUGAUUUACCUUUGGAUCUCGAUUCAGAUGAUACCGCAUUUGAUGAAGAUCUCGAAUAUGAAGAUGAUGCGGAAGAAACCAUGAUAGGUCCAAAAAAACGACGAAUAAAAAUUAAUACGCCUAUUAAUAUAAGUGGCUUAUUGGAUCGUAUAAAGUUGUCUCUUUAUAAGGCUUUACUUCACUAUUGGCCAGAUCCUGAUAUAAACGUAUAUUUGGCAUGUCAACUAGACCCUAGAUGCAAAAGGCUUUUACCAACUAGCAAACGGGACAAAGCUGAAGAAGCAUUACAUAUGAUGUAUGCAGAAUUUAAAGCUCAAUACUAUUCAUCCAAACAAGUUGCUUCAGUCUCUUCGACUUCAAUUUCAACAACUAACCAAGAUAAAGAACAAGCUUAUUAUAAAGGAUUUAUUAAAUCU
Messenger RNA from Cetraspora pellucida, 626 nucleotides. The record is from the annotation of a GenBank genome assembly. NCBI's taxonomy places the organism in Eukaryota, Fungi, Glomeromycota, Glomeromycetes, Diversisporales, Gigasporaceae.